AUGCAAUUUUUAUUUCAAUACAAGCUAUUCAAAUAAUGUUUGAAAAAGCAUUUAAGCAAAUUCUUUAGAAACUUGUUAAAAAAAAAAAUUAGCAAAGGAAAGUGUGGCACCGUACUAUGUAAAGUUACAUUUUUAUACUCCACAAGAAACUUAAAUAGUUGUCAUAACAAACAAACAAUCAAAAAAACUUAAAUACACCUUCCUUUGUAUGACUCGUAAAAUAGUCUUGCAAUGUAGCUAGGAUGUUUUCCUUUGACACAAAAAGUAGUGCAAAUUUUAUUUAAUAAAUGUGACAAAUAGGACAAAAUGUGUCCGUUUACAAAGCCAUAACUGCAAACCUACAAAUUGUCAUUGAAAAAAAAGUCUUUUUUUGUCGGUUACCUUAGAUGAACGUACUCGUGCACCAGCCCUUUGUAAGUAGCCCAGAGGGGGAAAAAAAAGUUUGUCAAGUGCUGCUCAUGCAGCCUGACUGGCAAUACCGGUUCCACAAACACAACUUUACAGAGGCUGAAUGCUACAGUACUGACAACGCAAAAACGGCUCUCACUUCCUGUAAACCUGUGGGGAAGCGCUGCGACUACAACAGCUGUGAGGUAGACCAGACUUGAAAACAAAUGUCAGCAGAUCGCUUCUUUCCCCUCCCAAAGGAGAAGCUGCUUACUUUUGUGCGGGAUAUCGAGAUUGCCGUCCAGUUUUUUUUUUUUUUGUUCGUGGUGGGAGAUGCUGUGCAUAUGCGUUGUGGAUGAACGUCAGCUGUACUGGACUGCAAGAGUUCUUGAUACUAAGGAUUCUUAUGACUUAUUGAAUGACCAGAUUGUGUAGCAGCAUUUACCGAUUCCCACCGUAACCGAAAAAAAAAAAAAAAAUGUAAGUCGCUUUUGUUAUUCAUUAUUAUAUUUUACUUUGGGGUGUUUACCGUUGUGGUCUUGAAAAAAGGACCAUUUUAAAAAGAAUACAGGACGACGCUACAAAACACACGUUUAUGGCAUCGCAUGGGUGUUUUUUUCUAACCUGUUAAUACAUGUCUCUAAAUACUUUCCAUUCCUGCCAAUGGAAGAGGAAUACAAAACUGUGUUUCUGAAGGAACUGAUUAGCCCACGCCACCCACGCUGUUAAAAAGUACAGACAUUUUUGGAGACAAAACAAAAGAUAUAGGUUAUUAGCUGGGAUUGCUGUAUCUUUAGAACCCCGUGUAAUUGUUACACGAGUCAAUUUACUAGCAACUUUUAUCGCCUGCGACCAAAUCCAGUGAGGAUUGCCCCGUGUAACAGCCCUGACAACUUAUUGUCAAAGUUCUGGCAACGCGAUGGCUUGAGUGGACAGCGAUCAGAGUCCGAGCAACAGAUUCCAGGUGAUCCUCAAGUGCUUUCCUGGCUCCUUGGGUUAACGACACUGACAUGACCACUGCUUGCGUGUCAGGAACAACCCCAGGACAAGAAUGACUCCCUGCCAAGCCUUCUAGUACUGCAAAACUGUCACCAUGAGGAGCCUAUAUGGACAGUAUUACAACUUGUCCGUCAUCGAGGAGCAUUACAGAUACACAAAGAAUGUCUCCAAGGCUGGCGUCAUGGCCAGCACCAAGGACGGCCUCCCCACGAUGUCCAUCUUGUUCGUACUGGUGUGCUGCGUCAUCAUUUUGGAAAACCUGCUGGUCCUGAUCGCGGUCUUUCAGAACAAGAAGUUCCAUUCCGCCAUGUACUUCUUCAUCGGCAACUUGGCGUUUUCAGACCUUCUGGCCGGAUCGGCCUACAUUGCAAACAUCUUGUGGUCCGGACGCAGAACCUUUGAACUCUUCCCUGUCCAGUGGUUUAUACGGGAAGGUACAGCUUUUAUAGCCUUGGCAGCGUCUGUUUUCAGUCUGCUGGCCAUCGCCAUUGAGCGCUACAUCGCCAUCACCAAGGUCAAGGUCUAUGGAAGCAACAAGAGCUGUCGGAUGUUCUUCCUGAUCGGCGCUUGUUGGAUAACUUCCAUAGUUCUCGGCGGCUUACCAAUAAUGGGGUGGAACUGCAUGAACAACCUUCCGCUGUGUUCGGCUGUCCUGCCUCUGUUCUCCAAGAUGUACAUCUUGUUUGUGGUCACCAUCUUCUCCAUCAUCCUCCUGUCGAUUGUGAUCCUCUACGUGCGCAUCUACCUGAUUGUCAAGUCCAGCCGCCGGGAGGCCGCCGCGUCGCCGGCUUACGCCUUGCUGAAGACGGUCACCAUCGUUCUCGGGGUCUUCAUCGCCUGCUGGCUGCCCAGUUUCGUCAUGCUCAUCCUGGACGUCUCCUGCCCCGCCCAGGGUUGCCCGAUACUUUACAAGGCACAUUAUACCUUCGGGUUUGCGACCCUCAACUCUCUCCUCAACCCAAUCAUUUACACGCUGAGGAGCAAGGACAUGCGCAAGGAGUUCUUGAGGGUCCUCUGCUGCUGGUGGAUCUUGAAAAACGUACGCUCCAAGGACCGCUGCAUGAUUCCUCUUAAGAGCUCCAGCUCUUUAGAACACUGCACCCACAAACACGAACACCAGACCCCCAUCAUGCAGGACUGUACAACGUGCGUAUAAGCUUUAGUGUUAAGUCUACAUCCCGAGUUUUUGUUGGGGGAUGGGGGUUAUAUAUACAGGGCGAUCAAAUAUCAAAGACUGUCAGGUUAUAAGGAGAAGAGUUGUGCUUGUCAAACAAACAGCCCACUAAGAUCAAGUUGUAUGGAGACAAUUCUAACCCAAGAGGUGAAAUUCAGAAAGGAUUCAGUCCAGUCAUGCUGCGCCGAGCUGCUCAGAGAUAUUAGGAAUGCAUUCACCAAAAGGUACAUCAGAUUAGGUCCUGAGGUUCAUUUCCAUCAAUUUGAAUCUCACACAGGGAUGAGUUUUGAUACCAAAGUAACUGUCAUAGUGAGGUUCUGCUGUCGCUUUGAGUCUUGUGUGGGAUGAUUCAUCAAUUGCAAGCGUCUGUGCCGUUGUGUUCAGUGCAGUAUAUCGUACAAAAUCUGGUGGAAGUAUAAGCGAACAAAAGCAGGACGAGGGAGGUUUUGUGUUAUGCUGGGGUUUUUUUUUUGUUUUAAGAAAUUGUGAACAAAUCCAAUCUUGUUAUAGGUGGAAGACUGAGAGGACAGGAGACUGAAUCCUCAACCCUGGACUGGAGGGAGCACCCUUUCUCUUACAGGGUGAGGGAGGGAGCAGAUCAGUCUUUAUAAUUCAAACCCUGGACUGGAGGAAGCACCCUUUCUCUUAGGGGGUGAGGGAGCAGUUCAGUCUCUGUGCCUCAAGCCUGCCCUGGACUGGAGGGAUCACCCUUUCUCUUAGGGGGGUGAGGGAGGGAGGGAGCAGUUCAGUCUCCAUGCCUCAAGCCUGCCCUGGACUGGAGGGAUCACCCUUUCUCUUAGGGGGGUGAGGGAGGGAGGGAGCAGUUCAGUCUCCAUGCCUCAAGCCUGCUCUGGACUGGAGGGACCUUGAAGUGUAGUCCCCAUGCUCAAGCAAUGGUUUGCAUCUUAGCCAUCCAAGAAAGUUGUCUAAUCCACUAAAAUGCAUUUCACUUAGGCCCCUGUAUAUGUAGAGAAUAUGGAAUUGACUUUAAAACCACUACUAACCAAGGCAAGAGCCUACAGCCAGGAGUGGAAAGGGUUAAUACAGACACAACAUUGCAACCCAUUGUUGUAGGUGGGAGGAGAUUGCUUUAGGCACAAUCAGGCUAUAAAUAUAUUUGAACCUUGCUUCUAUUAUCAUGCUUGAAAAUAUAAACAUAAAAAAUGUAGGAGAUUUUAAAAGGCAUAAAGCAGAUCAUAUAUAUAAAACACACUUAAUUAAAAUUACAAAACAUUAUGUUAAUAUGACAUACAUACGGCAAACCCUAAUUUUAAACAGUAUUUAUUAUUUUAAAACUAUAAUUUGGCUAAACGUUUUUUCUGAUUUGCUGGGUAAGACCCUGCUUAAUCAGGCUCAAUACAGAAAUCUACACCCCUCAUCACUACGGUACUAGUAGGAGUAAAUGCCAAACCAGAAUGAGUGAAUCUGGGAAAGCCCACAACAAUUCACUGAUAUUUAGCGGCUGCAGUUCACAUAGUUUUAGUUGCUGCAGCAGAAUGAUGGUUUUGCAGGACUGCUCAAGUUCUGCUGCAACAAUGAAAUCUUGACCCUUUUUACUGCAGCCACAAAAUCUGUAGAUUUGUAGUAAAAAAAAAAAAAAAAGUUUAAUUGAUUUGAUCUGUUUCUCAGCAUAACCCCGUAUUUUGGUUUUUGGUUCGAUGGGAUGCUUUUUGCUGUACACACAGCAAGGUUAGAAAAAUAAUCUGGACUCACUCAUUCAAUGGGGGGUUUCCUGCUUCGCUGUGACUCCUUGUGUUUUAUAGUCAAGAACAAAAGAAAAUACACCUUGGGUCAGUUUUCGAUCUGACUAAAUAUCCACCCCUCUGUCCAUUCCAUGCACAACCACCCAGUGGAGUCAUAAGACUAACUAACAAUUAACUAAUUGAACAGACUGUAUGCUGCACGGUGGUCGUGAAUCUAGUGAAAAUACCAUUAUAACACAAUGUGAUAACAUUCUAUUAAUACCCACGGAUUAAACCAUUAUUGAGCACCGCUGACCAGUGGCUGUGGCUGGAAUGUUUUAGAGCAGCAAAAGAAAAGUAAUAUACAGAUUUAAAAGAAUUUAAAGUCUGACUAUAAGCGCUGCAUCGGAGCUGUUAUCUAUUUAAUCUUGGGCCGACGCACGCAUGUGUACAAAAACCGACACAGUCUGUGAAACUUAAAUAAUGAAAAAGCACAUUGAGCAAGGCAUCCUUCUGUCACUGCCGGUUUAACCUACAGUCUUCAUAGGAGAGCAGCCUUAAAAGUGUCCGUUCUUCUAAAGAACAAAAUAAAAAAUAAGGUUCCCAUUGCAAAGCAGUCUGAAGCAUUCCAGGUUUUACUCUGAUUGCAAAACCUGGACUGGAUCAAGCAGCAGUGCAACGGGAGUCUUGUUUCUAUCCUUGGGGAUGAUUCAUAUAUAUAUAUAUAUAUAUAUAUAUAUAUAUAUAUAUAGUAUAUAUAGCAAGUAUUGCAUGUAAUGUGUUCAAUGUGUCUCCUGCCUACUCUCUAUGUUAACAGAAAUAUGUUUUUCAAUCCAUUGCCACUAUUGAGGAUAUAUAUAUAUAUAUAUAUAUAUAUAUAUAUAUAUAUAUAUAUAUAUAUAUAUAUAUAUAGCUAGAGUUGGAGGCAGAUUCAAUUGAAAAGAUACAGAGGAACUUGUACAGGCUGGACACACAUGUCACGUGAAGCAGUAUGAAGAGUUAGUACGUGGUACAGAAAGACAAGCCGUUUUCAUUUUAUAAUGUACCGUACUGUGGAAACCAAUACGCCGAUGGUGCAAGGCUUUUUCUGAGCUGGAGUUUAUGCUGUGUUGGGAUGCCAUUGUAAUCCCAGUGUAUUACCCUGGAGAUAGAUCCAUCAGCAGACCAUCACCAGCCAUGGCGAUGCAUACUGAACAAACGCUGCACCGUGGUCCUGAGACCAUUAGCAUAUUACCAAUGCAUCACACCAUCUUCUUGUCAUGUGACAGACAUGUAUGCAUUGCACUGCAGUCUGAAGUUGCAUGCUGCAUGCAUACUGUAGCACAGAAGAUCCACGCUGCAUGCCGUAUUGUUCCAUAACACUGUGUGUGCGUGUUCAGCCUUAAUUAGGUCUAAUGACUCACUUAAACAGAAUCAUUCACUGUUGCUACUUGCGUUUAGGGUGUGCCCUUGUGUAGUGCCGUAGGGCUGUGGGAAAAAAGAAAGUUGCUCUGUAUUUUUGUACUGAAUCCGACUCUUGUCUAGAAUGUUUAAUGUGAAAGUGUGACGUCACAGCACAGUAUUAUUGUUGUUCGAUGAGAAGUUUUUAAUGUGUAGAAAAAUCGUAAUUUUUUAAAGCACUUCCAAAAAAAAAAAAAAAAAUUAAUAGAAAAAAGAAAUUUGAAGAUAUAUUGAAGUCAUACCCAGACUGUUUGUUGGCGUUUUUGUUUUUGUUUAAAAAGGACGCGAUCUGCUAAUGUGAUUUCGAAGGCGACAUCGUUCAAGCGGUUUGUAAAUUGCAGUUCAAAUGCAUGUUAAAACUACGAUUGCAAUGGAAUUACUGUGAUAUGUUGCAGUUACAGUGCUAGCUAGUGCAGAUUAACUGACAGUCACGCAUCUGUAUUGCCAUUGGUUCCAAUUUUUUUCUCUUUUGAUUCAGUUAUUUUCAUCAGGGGCAGCAGAAACAAGAUUUGGUCUAAUCUGGACAGAAAAUAUGUUCUAUCUGUUUUGAAUGUGAUAAAUUAGAACUGGUUAGUAAUAUCUCCUGAUUACAUCCUAGGAUGUCCCCAAAGGAUAUGCUAAGCAGUA
This is a messenger RNA of Acipenser ruthenus (sterlet), 6309 nucleotides long. RefSeq names its product sphingosine 1-phosphate receptor 2. Lineage: Eukaryota; Metazoa; Chordata; Actinopteri; Acipenseriformes; Acipenseridae. The transcript is spliced from 2 exons. The coding region runs from base 1481 to 2542 and encodes 353 amino acids. Gene Ontology annotation, molecular function: sphingosine-1-phosphate receptor activity. Gene Ontology annotation, biological process: sphingosine-1-phosphate receptor signaling pathway. The record is from RefSeq and is a predicted model, not a curated record. Gene Ontology annotation, cellular component: membrane.